This is a messenger RNA of Patella vulgata (common limpet), 2400 nucleotides long. RefSeq names its product alpha-(1,3)-fucosyltransferase 11. NCBI's taxonomy places the organism in Eukaryota, Metazoa, Mollusca, Gastropoda, Patellidae. The transcript has 3 exons. The record is from RefSeq and is a predicted model, not a curated record. Gene Ontology annotation, molecular function: alpha-(1->3)-fucosyltransferase activity. The coding region runs from base 290 to 1720 and encodes 476 amino acids. Gene Ontology annotation, cellular component: membrane.
CGUACACAGGAAGUUGAUAUUGAGUCUGUAAACAACUUCCUUGUAGCAGACGCUUUUACAGAGCUGUGAACAAAUUUAGCGUAAUAUUACUAAUAAUUCACGUCCAAUAUGUAUAUUUUGUAUAAUAAUAAAUCGGUGAUAUCUGAAGAAAGAAGAGACUGGUAAUGGUACUGUAAAUAUAACUAGUUUGUGAAAACUAAAUUGAUUUUAACAGAUGUUACAUUGUUACACAGAAACACUUCAAUAACUUUUGUCUCAAAACUUUCUUAAGGAUUUUUACUAUAGAAAUAUGCAAAGAUAUAUUUAUGUGGUAUUCUUAUCAUUGUUUGCAACACUUAAAUUUGACGUAUUAGCUGAACUCCAAUAUUCCGAUAGGCACUCUUACUCAGAAGACGACAACUUAAAUGAUGUGCACCAUAUGUAUUCCGACUAUGGCAGUAACUAUCAUACUUACACUGAUAAAAAUGGUGACAUGGAUAUACCCAUAAUACUUUGGUGGACUUCUGCUUCUUUGUACCCACAUCCUGAUAGACAGGGAACUGUAAUCCAAUGCGGGGAUGUGCAGUGUUAUUCUUCAGCCAACAGAAAACAGUUAACUGAUGAAAGAACAAGAGGAAUAAUGUUUUAUGGCACAGAUUUCGAUCCUACUGAUUUACCUUUACCUAGAGCUAGUCAACACGAGUGGGCAUUAUUUCAUGAAGAAUCACCACUAAAUAAUUUCAUACUUAAUCAUAAUAUAUUUUUAAAACUGAUCAAUCAUACAGCUACAUUUAGGAGGGAGUCUGAUUAUCCCAUAACAACACAGAAUAUAUAUCAUCCUGAUUUUUUAACGAUAAAACAACCACUGCCCUUGACUGUGAAAAAUGAGAAAAGAAAGAAAAAUAACCUAGCCCCAGUUUUAUAUGUACAGUCUCAUUGUGAAGUGCCGUCUGAUCGUGAUCGUUAUAUUGAAGAGUUAAUGAAACAUAUUGAUGUUGAUUCCUAUGGUAGCUGUCUCCAUAACAAAGAUUUGCCUGAUCAUCUUGUAGAUCCAGCAUCAAACUUUGAAAAAGAUGAAUUUUUGGAAUUAAUACAGUCUUAUAAAUUUCAUCUGGCAUUUGAAAAUGCAAUAUGUAAAGAUUACAUGACAGAAAAGCUGAUGCGUCCACUUCAUAUUGGCUCUGUUCCGAUCUAUCGUGGUUCACCCAAUGCUAAGGAUUGGAUGCCAAAUGAUAAAUCCAUUAUCCUUGUUGAUGACUUCGAAUCUCCUAAAGAGUUAGCUGAUUAUAUCAAAUACCUGGAUACUCAUGAUGAGGCAUAUGAAAAAUAUUUAGAAUUUAAAAAACCUGGAGGUGUAAAAAAUAAAAUGUUAAUUGAGCAUUUAGCUAAUAGAAAGUGGCAUGUGAAUAUUGAUGGAAGCAUGGAAUAUUUUCGAGGAUUUGAAUGUCACAUAUGCCAUAAAUUAAAUGAAAGAUAUACUUUAGAAAAAGCACAUGAAAUUGAUCCUACUGUGGAACUACUACCCCCUAAAACAGCCAAUGUUUCUCAUCUGGGUUGUCCUCAACCAUAUACUUCUUUAGGUCAUCCAGAGGAUAUAAAAAAUACAAGUGAUCCAUGGAGAAAAAUGGAAUGGGUGGAAAUGUAUUGGGAAGGAUUUGAUCAAGCUAGGGCAGUAAGAAAUAUGCUUUUAAACCAUGAGACUAAACCAUCUAAAUAUAAAAAAUAUCUGAGAAAAAUAUGAGACUAAACCAAGCAGUAAGAAAUAUUCACUGACUAUACCAGUGUGGUAAUGUGUGUUCUCUCCCCUUAUGUUUCUGAAAACAUUUAUAAAUAUAUGGAAUAUAUUAUUAUAUUUGAGGUGUGAAUAUUAAUCCUUAUACACAUUAUAUAUAAUUAUUUAGUUUUAUAUAUUGGUUAACAUAUUAUUUAUACAUGUAAUAUUAAUAUACAUCCCUGUAUAUUAACAAUUAAUUGGUUGAUUCAGUGAGGUUAGUAAUAAUAGUACUAUGAAUAACAAGUUUUAAGUUGUUGGAUAUAUUGAUGACGUUUUUAUGAUCAUUUCAGUUUUAAAUACCGUAUUAUUCAGUUUUCUUGCAAAUAAUGUGACUAUAGACAGUUCGAUUGGUUGCCAAUUUUACAUGGAAAUCAAAUUAAUGGUAUUAUAGAAUUUUGCCAGCGAAAAUCAUUUUAGAUAUUUUAUCAACCGAUUGCUGCCCUGGUAUAAUCUUGAAUGUUUGUUUUUUAUUUUUAAAUUAUUUAAUAACAAUUGUGUUGAUUUAUUGUUGCAUAAUAUUUUUUGUUUUAUGCUAUAUUUUUCUUUUAUAGUAUUUUGCCUAUUUUUUUUAUAAGGUUUCUUAUAUAUAAUAACAAAUUUUGUAUUUUAUUAAACGAAUCAGCAAAAUAAAGUGCCAGAACAGAUCA